AUGGAUAUAUAAAAUUAGAAAAGAAAGAGUAAAUUUUCAUUCUCUCGUGCUCCUUCAAAUGAAAAUUCUAGUGCUUUACAAUAAUUAAAAAAUAGGUUCAAAGGUAAAAUGAGUUUAUAUUUAUAGGAUAAAUGCUCUAAUUGAUUAAUAAAAAUGAGAAUAAGGAUUAAGAUAAAUAGAUUUAAGAGUUUUUAAUUAGAAUAAAUGUUGAAUUAGAAGAGGAAGAUCUUAAAUACAUAAAAUUCGAUAUGAGCUUGUUUCAUGAAAAUUAUAUUGAUGGUGAAAUAUUGGGAGAAGGUUGUAUUGGAUUAGUAAGAAGUGUUACAAGAAAAUAAGAUGGUUGUGAAUUUGCAUGUAAAAUUGUAAAGACAGAUUCUGAGGAGAUUGUUAAAAAUGUUAUUUUGAAUAUUUAUGUGAUAGAUGAUUUUAGAAUUCAAGAAUCUUAAAAAAUUAAGCCAUCCUCAUAUUGUUGCUAUGAAGGAACUAUUCAUUUAAUGGAAUGAAGGUUUCUAAAGCACAGGAACAGUUUUAGUAAUAAUGGAAAAGGUAAAAGGUAAGGAAAUGUUUGAAGUAAUACAAAAGUAAAAGAAUUAUAGUGGUAUAUUAUGAUAUAAAUUUUUAGAAUGGACUGCAAGAAUUUUAUUUGAGUAAAUAUUGGUUUCUAUAAAAUAUAUGCAUGAUAAUUAUUGUUGUCAUAGAGAUUUAAAACCAAAUAAUAUUUUAUGUACAGAGGAUGGCACAUCAAUUAAGAUUACAGACUUUAAUGUAUAUAAUAAAUUAAUAAAUUAGGUUUCAAAAUUUACUGAUGGCUAUAAAGAAUUCACUAAUUUAGAUGAUCAUGGUAAAAUUGAAAUGUGGACAUAUACAGGUACUGUUGCAUUUUCAGCUCCUGAAAUAUUUUCAGGUGGUUUGUACAAGUAAAUUAUAUUUUUUAAUCAGUGAAUAAGUUGAUUUAUGGAGUGCAGGUGUAAUAUUGUAUGUAAUGUUAAGUGGUGAAUUACCAUUUAAUUCAGAAUAUCUUAAUGAUCUUAUUGAUUAAAUUUAGAAAUGUAAAUACUAAAUGAUUGGUCCAAUUUGGGAUUAAAUUUCAUCAUAAGCAAAAGAUUUAAUAUAAAAUUUAUUAUAAUUAGAUCCACUUCAUAGAUUAACACCUGAAUAAGCUCUAGAUCAUCCUUGGAUUAAAAAUGUUUAAAAUAAAUCAGAGAUUCCUAGAGAUACUUUAGAAAAGAAUAUGGCAAGAUUUUUAAAUCAAAAAAUAAAUACUGAUUCUGAAUUAAGUGCCAAAAAAAUAAAAUAAAUAUGUUUUCUAUUUGGAGCAGGAGAAAUUUGGAAACGUCACUCUUUAAAAAAUUCAUCAGUUUCCAAAAUUUCUGAAGAUCUUAAGAAAUUUAAAUCUAUUGAUAUUUCAACAUACAAAAAAGAAAUUUAAGUUACUAAGGAUUAGAAUUCUAAUCAUGUAUAUCAUAUAGAUUGUCCAUUUAGUGAUGAUUCAGAUUGA
Molecule: messenger RNA, 1498 nt
Organism: Paramecium pentaurelia
Lineage: Eukaryota; Ciliophora; Oligohymenophorea; Peniculida; Parameciidae
Source: the annotation of a GenBank genome assembly